AUGAAGCUGCCAAACUUCAGACCACAUUCCUUCCACCUGCAGCUGCAGGGUGAAUCCUCAAUCUGGAUCAACGAUGACAUUCGACCUCUCCCUCCUUCACGCCGCCUUUGGGACACUUGGGCAUACAUUUCUUUCUGGGCCAUCAAUCAAAUUGCCCUGAGUAACUGGCAACUGGGGGCAUCCCUCAUUGCAGUCGGUCUGUCCGUCUGGCAGACUAUGAUCGCAGUCAUCAUUGGAAAGCUUAUUAUCGCCGGAGUCGCGAUAUGUAAUGGAAUGGUCGGUGCAACCUGGCAUAUUGGAUUCCCAGUUCUAUCGCGUGGCAUAUGGGGUGUCUGGGGAUCCUAUGUCAUCAUUAUCCAGCGGAUUGCUCUGAGUCUAACCUGGUUCUGCGUACAAUCCUGGACAGGCGGUCUCUGCGUCACAGCAGUGCUCAGUUCCAUCUUCUCCUCCUUCCAGCACAUGGAGAACACCCUCCCGAAGUCUGCAAAUACCACGACAAAAUCAUUGACCGGUUGGAUAGUGUACAACAUCAUUACCAUACCAAUGCUCUACAUCCCCCCUGAAAAGACUCGGCGGUUGCUAUUCGUGAUGAAUUUGGUCUCUGUUGUCACACUCAUCUCAAUGAUGAUAUACGUCCUAUCCACUGCUCGGGGCGGCGGUCCACUACUGUCAGCCCCCGCGGCAGCACAAUCUGGCAGUCAAUUAGGAUGGGCCAUCGUGCAGGGUAUAACGACAGUGAUCGGGGGUAUUGCAGUGGGACUUACAAAUCAAACCGACUACUCUCGGUUCGCUCGACGACCAGGCGACCAGAUUUUUGGCCAGUGGUUCUCCAUCAUCACCUUGGGAACAAUCCUGCCGCUGUUUGGCUGUCUCACGAGCUCGGCAUCUAUCAAACUAUACGGCCAAGCCUACUGGAAUCCACCUGAUCUCCUGCUCCGCUGGCUUGAUGAUGACUAUAAUGCUAAAUCUCGAGCUGCAGCCUUCUUUGGUGGCUGUGGACUCGUGGUCUGCCAGCUUGCGAUUAACACUAUUGACAAUGCGUUCUCGGCUGGCAUGGACAUGGCUGGUUUGUUGCCGAAGUACUUCAACAUUAGGCGAGGUGCUUACCUGGCUCUCAUCCUUUCCAUUGCCAUGUGUCCAUGGGAGUUGCUUGCUUCUGCUGGGACUUUCAUCAGUGUUAUGGGCGCCUACUCCGUCUUCUUGGGACCCAUGUGUGGCAUCCAGAUCUGCGACUAUUUCAUCAUCCGCUCUCGCCGGAUGAAGCUGUCGGCUUUAUACACACCCUCCCCAACGGGAAUCUACUAUUAUUUUCACGGCACCAAUCCGCGGGCAUUUGUGGCCUGGAUUUGUGGUUGGGCUCCACAGUUACCUGGAUUCAUUGCCAACGUCAACCCAAGCGUGAGUGUGCCAAAGGCUUGCAUGGACAUGUUCUACCUCGCCUUCCCACUCGGGCUGGCCAUCAGCUUCACGAUAUAUCUUGGGCUCAACAAGGUGUUCCCACCCAAGGGUCUGGGCGAAUAUGACGACGUCGACUACUAUGGUACCUUUACAAGCGACGAAGCUGCCAAGCUUGGAGUCUCACUUCUGGAAGACACACCCGGCGAGGAAAAAGACGGGCAACUUAGCUAUCCGGUGGACCGGAAGAUCAUGGAGAAGGAGAUUUACGAAGCGGGGACUUAG
Molecule: messenger RNA, 1680 nt
Organism: Cladophialophora psammophila CBS 110553
Lineage: Eukaryota; Fungi; Ascomycota; Eurotiomycetes; Chaetothyriales; Herpotrichiellaceae
Exons: 2
Coding region: 1-1680 (559 amino acids)
Biological process (GO): nucleobase transport; transmembrane transport
Cellular component (GO): plasma membrane
Molecular function (GO): nucleobase transmembrane transporter activity
Source: RefSeq, a predicted model, not a curated record